Messenger RNA from Quercus lobata, 1385 nucleotides. Its product is annotated as protein phosphatase 2C 51-like. The transcript has 3 exons. Gene Ontology annotation, molecular function: cation binding; protein serine/threonine phosphatase activity. Bases 17 to 1135 code for a protein of 372 amino acids. Lineage: Eukaryota; Viridiplantae; Streptophyta; Magnoliopsida; Fagales; Fagaceae. The record is from RefSeq and is a predicted model, not a curated record. Gene Ontology annotation, biological process: protein dephosphorylation.
UACGCUAUAAAAAAAAAUGAGGUUGAUAGAGGCUUCGAAGCUUCACGUUGAUGGGCCAGUGGGAAUGAAUCUCGGGAGAAUGACGUCGGAUUCCGGGGACAUGAGUCAGAUCACGGUGACGAGGAGAAGAACCAAAGUCCGGCGGCUGAAGUACACGUGUCGAACGAAGAAAACAUCAUCGGAGGAGGAGGAUGUUGGUGAUUUGGUGAAGGUGUCAUUGUCUGUGUCUUCUUCGGAGAAAGAAGAGGGGGUAUUGUCGUACGGUUCGGUUUCUGUUAUAGGGAGGAGGAAAGAGAUGGAAGAUGCGGUGAGAGCUGAACUAGGAUUUAUGAACAAAAAAGGUGGCGGUGGAGGUGGUGUUGGAGGAAAGUACGAUUUUUUCGGAGUGUACGAUGGGCAUGGAGGGUGCCACGUGGCGAGGGCUUGUAGUGAAAGGUUGCAUGGGAUUUUGGUGGAGGAGGGUGAGAGUAGCAGUGGAGAGUUAGAAGGGUUAUCGGAGUAUAAUUGGGAGAGAGUGAUGGAAGCGUGUUUUGGUAAAAUGGAUGAGGAGGUGGUGAGUGUUGGUGGUGGUGGUGUGGGGAGGUCGGUGGGGUCCACGGCGGUUGUGGCGGUGGUGGGAAGGGAGGAGCUUGUGGUUGCUAACUGUGGGGAUUGUAGGGCUGUCUUGUUUAGUGGUGGUGUCGCUUUGGCCUUGUCUCGUGAUCAUAAGCCUGACAGACCAGAUGAGUUGAAGAGAAUUGAAGCCGCUGGUGGAAAGGUCAUAAACUGGAAUGGAAAUCGCGUUCUAGGAGUUCUUACCACUUCUAGAUCAAUAGGUGAUCACUACCUCAGACCCUAUGUGAUAUCCAAGCCAGAAGUCACAGUGACCAAACGAAGCAAUAAUGAUGAAUUCCUUAUCCUAGCCAGUGAUGGCUUGUGGGACGUUAUAUCAAAUGAAGUUGCAUGCCAGAUUGUGAAGAGAUGUCUUGAAGGAAGACUGAGGAGGAAAUCCCUGGAAGUGGAAGUUGAGAAUGAGAGUCGCGCUGCCGAGGCUGCAGCAGUGUUAACUGAGCUGGCAAUGGCUCGGGGGAGCAAAGAUAAUAUCAGUGUGAUAGUAGUUGAGCUAAGGAAACCCAGAGGUUUUUCCAGUUUAUAAUAUUUACUCGUGGUUAACAAUGCUUUUAAACUCUGCUGCCUAGCUUUGGGAACUAGCUAUUUUUCACUCAUCUCUCCAAGCAUUAAGAUGCAUGUAAGAAAGGGAACUCUUUCUCCCACGUUUGUUUUUUUUAUUAUUUAUUUUUAUAUUUUUGUGUAUGGUAAAAUUAUCAUAUAAUUUUGUUUUCUUAAAAAAAGAAAAUGAAGAAUUACUUGGUUAUGUUAAGUAUCUGUAACACUGUGAUGGGCUU